Lottia gigantea (owl limpet) is the source of this 1398-nucleotide messenger RNA. RefSeq lists its product as hypothetical. Gene Ontology annotation, biological process: mRNA export from nucleus; regulation of DNA-templated transcription elongation. The transcript is spliced from 13 exons. Bases 1 to 1398 code for a protein of 465 amino acids. The record is from RefSeq and is a predicted model, not a curated record. Lineage: Eukaryota; Metazoa; Mollusca; Gastropoda; Lottiidae. Gene Ontology annotation, cellular component: THO complex part of transcription export complex.
AUGAACUAUUUUGUAGAUAUUUGUACAACUACAGUACCAUUUCAAAUGUUAGCUGAUAUGUUUGAUAUGCUUACUCUAGAAAAAUCAGAACAAGUAUUUAGUAUUGUUGAAGAAAAUGUUAAUGUUUGGAAAUCGGCUGGGUUUUAUGAUGCUGGUAAAAAUUUCCUAUUAAGAAUGUGUAAUGAUUUAAUCCGUCGAUUAUCUAAGUCUCAGAAUACAGUAUUUUGUGGAAGAAUUCAGUUAUUUCUGUCUCGUCUAUUUCCUUUAUCUGAAAGAUCUGCUUUGAAUCUAAUGAGUCAGUUUAAUUUAGAUAAUGUAACUAUAUUUAAUACUCAUGGUGAUGAAAGUAAAUUCAAAACUGUAAGUCAUCAUGAUAGUACACAAGAAUUUAUGGAAAUAGAAGAAGGUGAAAUGGCUGAUUUUCCUUCAAGUUCAUUUCCUAUAGAUUACAACCUAUACAAAAGAUUUUGGUCAUUACAAGAUUAUUUUCGUAAACCACUACAAUGUUAUGAAAAAUCAUCUUGGAAGACAUUUGUAUCACAUGCAGAUGAAGUAUUAAAGGCAUUUGAUAGUUGUAAAUUAGAUGAUUUGAAAUCUCAACGUAAAAAACUUGAUCAUUCCAAACAAAUGGAUACACAAACAUUCUUUGCAAAGUAUCUCACUAGUGAGAAAUUAUUAGAUCUACAGUUAUCAGACAGUAAUUUUAGAAGAUAUGUUUUAGUUCAGUUUCUUAUUGUAUUUCAAUAUCUGAAUGCUCAAGUUAAAUUCAAAAGUGCCAGUCAAACAUUAACAGAUGAUCAAACAGCCUGGAUCAAGACAGCUACAGAGAAAGUAACGAGUUUAAUUAAAGAAACUCCACCAGAUGGCGACAAGUUUGCUGAAUCAGUUGAUCAUAUACUUCAACGUGAAGAAAACUGGAAUAAUUGGAAAAAUGAAGGUUGUAUUAGUUAUGUCAGAGAAAAAUUAAGUCAAGAAAAAGAACCUACUGAAAAAGCUAGAGUUAGAGCAAAACGAAAGAGAGUAGGAGAUGAUUUAAUGGCUAGUAGUGGUAAGAUAAAUAUGGGUAGUCCAGAAUUAACCAGGCUGUGGAAUAUUAAUGCUAAUAAUAUGGAAGCUUGUAAGGCUGACUCUCGUAUAUUUCUACCAAAUAUUAAUGAAUAUUUUGCUGAGGCUAUUGACCAAGCAGAUCCUGAUGCCAUGAUAGAAGAUGAAUACAUAUUGUUGAACAAGCCUUAUUUUCAAUGGAGAUCACUACGAUUAUUAGCUAGAAGAUCACCCCAUUUCUUUACUCAACUUAAUCCUCCUUUUAUACCAUUGAAUAAAUAUCUGGAGAUCAUGGUGAAUAAAAUAGCACAAGACAUGCCUGUAAGUUUUUAUCAUACCAUAUUGUGUGAGUAG